AUGGAGCUCAAAGGCAAUGGCCUCCCUUAUGAUGUGAUCCAUGUGUCUGAAUUGGGUGAAGAGGAUGCUGGUGUUGUAUGGUCAUUUCCAGAAACUCUUCGAAAAUAUCCACCGGUUCCGAUGUUAAACCGUGAAUGCACCAAAGCCUACAAAAUACCUGACACGGACAUUGUUCUGGAGAAGGGAAUCUUAACGGUUAUACCCGUCUUUGCCCUUCAUCACGACCCUAAGUAUUAUCCUGACCCUGAGAGAUUCGACCCGGAGAGAUUCAGUGAAGAGGAAAAGGCGAAGAGGCACAAUUAUGUGUACCUGCCCUUCGGAGAGGGUCCCAGGAUAUGCAUAGGAAUGCGGUUCGGUCUGAUGCAAACCAAAGUGGGACUUGUCUCUCUUCUGUCCAAGUACCAGUUCAGUCUCAGUGAGAAAACUCCGGUUCCAUUGCUUAUAGAUGCAAAGGCAAUAUUUUUAUCACCUGUUGGUGGAAUGUGGCUGCAGAUUAAGCAGCGCGCUAAAUAGAGCGCUACUCUACAAUUUGGAACACUCAGCGUUUACAAUAGAAACUGGUUUAAAAUUCAUUAAAAUUCUUUAAAAUUGAUUUGUCAUUACAGAGAGACAUAUUGUGCUGGAUUUAUUCAUCAUAUGAAGCGUCUUUCAGAUCCAUGUUCUCACAUUUGUUGACAGUUUC
Cryptotermes secundus is the source of this 682-nucleotide messenger RNA. RefSeq names its product probable cytochrome P450 6a14. The transcript is spliced from 3 exons. NCBI's taxonomy places the organism in Eukaryota, Metazoa, Arthropoda, Insecta, Blattodea, Kalotermitidae. Gene Ontology annotation, molecular function: monooxygenase activity; iron ion binding; heme binding. The record is from RefSeq and is a predicted model, not a curated record. Bases 1 to 513 code for a protein of 170 amino acids.